Molecule: messenger RNA, 2163 nt
Organism: Penicillium oxalicum
Lineage: Eukaryota; Fungi; Ascomycota; Eurotiomycetes; Eurotiales; Aspergillaceae
Product: putative C6 transcription factor
Exons: 1
Coding region: 1-2163 (720 amino acids)
Biological process (GO): regulation of DNA-templated transcription; DNA-templated transcription
Molecular function (GO): DNA binding; zinc ion binding; DNA-binding transcription factor activity, RNA polymerase II-specific
Source: RefSeq, a predicted model, not a curated record
AUGGAAAACCUUCCGGUCAAAGUCAACGAGCAUCGAGUGACUACGAUUUCUCCCCAUCCAGUCCCGCUCGCUCCCGCCUCCACAAAGAUACAUCCACAAGCCCAUCCGCAUCCCUACCCCGGUCUUACUGCAGAGGAAUUUCCGAUUUUAUCACCCAACAACUGCCAAGCAUGUGUGCGCAAAAAAGUCAAAUGCAAUCGCACCGUGCCUAGGUGUGCCAGCUGCGCCAAAACCAAUCUCGAAUGUGCGUAUCAGCCGCGACCACCGCGGCGAAAACGAAAGCGCAGCCAGAGCGGCAAUGACAUCCACGAACGUUUAGCCCGUUACGAGCGCAUCCUGUACGACCACAAUCUCCUUCCAGCCGCCGGCGGACCUAUCAUCAAAGAUUCAAGCUCUUCCGAGAUUUCAGCGGGUCGCACACAGCCGCAGACUCCUCAUUCCGCAGAUACCCAGGCUAACCAUCCCACCGGCGAUCCAGUUCCUCCAGAUAGCAAUCCUCGGUACAUUGACAGCGUGCUGCUACUCGACGCGGGCGAGGGCGAUCUCUGUGAACUGGCUGAUUGCGAUCAAGAGGAAAGCGAUGGGGAUGGGCCCAAUGAUGAGGAGCCCAGUCCAGCCGCUGCGCUUGAUGUCCUCGCCGCACAAUCGAUUGCCGGCGCAAUCCUCGGGAGCACAACGAGUUUGACAAAGUUACAUCCGAGCCAUGGCCAUGCAAUGAAGCUCUGGCAUAUUUAUGUAGAGAAUGUGGAACCGCUCUGCAAAGUACUCCAUGUGCCCACGAUUGCCAAAAUGGUGGCCACCAUCUCCAAGAGCCCGGGGGUCGCGUCCAAGAACGACGAGUGCGUGCUCUUUGUCAUCUACUAUUUCGCCGUCUUUUCCCUGUCAAACGAGGAUUGUCUACGAGAGUUCGGUGAUGCAAGGACCAGUCUGGUUGAAAAGUAUCGGACUGCUGUGACCAAGGCACUCGUCAACGCAUCGUGGCUCAAGACCACAGCCAUGCCUGUGUUGCAAGCUUUCACGCUUUUCCUCAUUGCUUUACGUACCCAAAUUGGGUCACACACAUUCUGGAUCCUGACAGGAAUUGCUAUUCGCAUGGCUCAACGGAUAGGUCUGCACAAUGACAGAGAAAGCCAGGGGCUGUCGCCGUUCUUGGUACAGAUGCGCCGUCGACUCUUCUGGCAAAUAGUCCCCUUAGAUAGCUAUGCUGGUCAAACUUCGGGCACUGGUAUUUCAGUUUCCCCUGAGACAUGGGAUACCAAGCAACCUUUGAACAUCGAUGACGACCAGAUCUUUCCUGGGAUGACCGAGGUGCCUUCUGAGCAGCGAGGGGCGUCUGAGAUGAUCUUCUGCUUAUCCCGCAUGGAACUAUCAAAUUUCUACAAUAGGACCGGGGUGAAGCUGAUGGACAAGGGAGGGAUGGUCCAAAUGAAGAACCGCGAGGAAAUUGAACGUCUCAUCGAUGAAGUGGAAGAUCGAAUUGAGCUGAAAUACCUACGGUACUGUGACAUUUUGAAUCCUUUACACCUCGUCACUACUGGCAUGACGAGAUCUGCGGUCAAUGCCGCUCGAUUGCGAGCCCGCAUGCCGCUUCUGAUGCAGGAAAGCACCAGCGACGAGGAGCGAAGAAAAACUUGCAUACUCGCCAACAAAGUUCUGGACACGAUUAGUGCCAUGUUGAGCAAUCCCGCCCUACAGAAGUUUCGAUGGCAGAUUCAAGCAUUCUUUUUGUGGGACUCGUUGCUCUGUUUACUUAGGUGUAUUUCCAAGGUUGGGUUUUAUUCGCCCCCAGAGCUUGAUUCCGCCUGGAAGCGGGUCUUCGAGGUUUAUGCAAAUCACGAGACAUUACUGUUGGGCCGAAGAAAUUUGUUCUUGACAAUUGGCAAGAUCACCCUCGAUGCCUGGCAGCUCAAUCCGUCGGGCAAUGCCAGCCCUGAGCCGUCUUUCAUCACCUCACUCCGCGCUCAACGCGAGCCCAAGGGUACUGACCGGCGAGAUGGCAGUGUGUCCUCGACAGAACAUGCGACGGAUGGUGCUUUCUUCUUCGAUGAGCUAUUUGGCGACAUGAAUAACCAUGGCCCUAGUAUGAGUAACGCCUUUGAGGGUGACUCGUCUUCUGAUUGGUUGUUCUGGGACCAGAUGUAUGGUGGGACCAGUCUGACAUGA